Trichoderma atroviride IMI 206040 is the source of this 979-nucleotide messenger RNA. RefSeq lists its product as uncharacterized. The record is from RefSeq and is a predicted model, not a curated record. Lineage: Eukaryota; Fungi; Ascomycota; Sordariomycetes; Hypocreales; Hypocreaceae.
AUGAGAGCCUCUACUGCACAUGCGUCGAGAAUACUCGCCGUUUUCCUUUUAUUCUCACAGUUCUAUAUUCUCAGCGCGCAGAAUCUCGGUGUCUUGCCCACUCCCGUGGCAUGGCUACCUCGGCGCAAUGUUGAGCAACAUGGCACGGGUUUCGAUAAACGGGCUGAUAUCCAGACACAAAUGUCUACCUGUGGCUUUGAAAAUGGCGACCCCAGCAAGAUGCGCACUGCCGCCCCGGGAUUCGACUGUCGAGUUGACACGAUGAAUGGCCUUUGGGGCUUCUGUCCGGUCACAGUCAUUGCAGCUACCGAUUGCGGCUUGGCUGGAAGCUGUAUUGACCAAGCAUCAUGCUCGAGUGGAUGCGGGCAAACGGACAUGACCCAGUUGACUACAUUUACUUGUGGACCGAAACAAUUCUGCUCAACCGCCCUCUUGACGUUUGGAGUCGAUCAGACAUACACCUACAUUGCCUGUGGAGGCAGUCCCAAGACUGACCACUAUCUUGCUUCCCCCACCUCGCAGCCAUCUUCAACGACGACGAGCACGACGCAAACGAGCUCGGCUCCGGUUCCAUCAUCGUCCAAGUCAACAAAUGCAACUCCAGGCAGCACAUCAGAGCCAUCAGGGCCCUCAACGACUAAUGCGCUCGCAAAAGAAACCAACGAUAACAGUGGAAGCAACGAUGGCGGUGGCUCUUCGACGAACAAUACUGGGGCAAUCAUUGGUGGCGUCAUCGGCGGCAUUGCUUUGUUAUGUCUAUUUGGCAUUGCUGCCAUUUUACUUUUGCGGAGGACCCGAUCACGUCCUCCCGCGCAAAGAGAGGGCCACCAGGCUUGGUAUCAUCUUAGCCCCAAACCUAAAACCGAUCAUCGUUCCACGGGCGGCUGGGGGCCUACGGAAUUACCAAGCUCGUCGUAUGACAGAACUUCUAUGCAUCCCAUAGAACUACCCAGCUGACAUUCUCAUACGCCAAUUGUUG